AUGAAGCCACAGUGGAGUGAACUGCUCCUUGGAGCUUCCUUGGGCGGAAUUCAUGCUGUCAGUAACUUCAUGACAGAGGCGAUAAACUCAGAACGCAUAUCUGGUUAUGGACCAGUCGACAAGCCCUCAUGGGAACCGACAUUCACCGAUGAAUCGCGUCCCUAUCAAGGGAUCCGAAUUUCUCGCGAAGGGUGGAAGUUGGAAUGCAGCAGUUCUGAUAAAAACUAUCCGUGUCAAAAUGCGAUUGAUGGAAGUAACAAAACUUCCUGGCGUAGUGAUCUGAGCUCCGACGGACACAGUAUCAUAAUAGACUUGAAAAAGGACUACUCUGUCAGUGCACUUGUCAUCCUUCCUCCUAUUGGUACUGGAGAUGACGGCCUCAUUACUCAACAUGAGAUAUACGUCAGUAACGACAAGGAAAAUUGGGAAGAGCCCGUUGCAUAUGGAAUGUGGCCAGACACAAACAGACAGCGACUAUCCGCAUUCGAGCCUACAUCCGCUCGAUAUGUGAAGCUCAAUGUAAGCGCCGAGGCAGAUGUCUCAUCCUGGAUAGGUAUUUCCGAGCUCAAUAUCUAUGCGACACAAUACCUCCUUCCUCGAGAUCCCAAACUAGGUCUCUGGGGUCCGACUCUUGAUUUUCCAGUCGUUCCAGUUGCCGGGGCUCAAGAGGCCUCAGGAAACAUUGUUUUAUGGUCAUCAUGGGCUUCGGAUACGUUUCAUUCCACACCUGGUGGUCAGACAGCAAUGGCUCGUUGGAGCCCGUCAACAAAAGUAGUCUCAAAACGGAUCGUUACCAAUACUACGCAUGAUAUGUUCUGCCCCGGCAUUUCUAUUGAUGGCACCGGCAUGAUGGUUGUCACUGGCGGCAAUGAUGCCUCUGAGACUAGUCUAUACGAUUCUUCCUCCGACCAAUGGAUCAAGGCACCUCCGAUGAGAUUACGUCGCGGAUAUCAAGCAUCCACAACUCUCUCUGAUGGACGUGUAUUUGUUAUUGGUGGCUCAUGGGCUGGAGGCUCAAAUAUUCCAAAAAACGGAGAAGUCUGGGAUCCCAUCGUCGGAAAUUGGUCUAUGCUUCCUAACGCCACUGUCAAAGAGAUGUUGACUGAUGAUAUGGAAGGUCCAUGGAGAGCUGACAACCAUGGCUGGCUCUUUGGAUGGCAGAACGGAAGUGUUUUCCAAGCCGGUCCUAGCCGAGCCAUGAAUUGGUACUUUACGGACGGAAAUGGAAGUGUUGAAGAAGCUGGAAAUCGUUUAGACGAUGAAGAUUCAAUGUCUGGUAAUGCAGUAAUGUUUGAUGCAGUAGCAGGAGAGAUUCUUACCAUCGGGGGUUCUCCUGACUAUGACAAAUCCUGGGCCACCAGUAAUGCUCAUGUCAUCACUCUGAAUGGACCAGGAGCAUAUCCAGAUAUUAAGCUGGCUGGGACUAACGGUAUGAUGCAUUCAGAGCGAGUUUUCCACACAUCCGUCGUUCUGCCCGAUGGAACAGUUUUCAUUGCUGGUGGUCAAACAUUUGGCGUUGCUUUCAAUGAAGAAAACGUACAGUUUGUGCCUGAGCUAUAUGACCCGGUGGCCAACACUUUUACCGAACUAUCGGGAAAUAAUGUCGUUCGUGUUUACCACACACUAUCAAUCCUGUUACCUGAUGGAAGGGUUUUGAACGCGGGUGGUGGCCUGUGCGGUAACUGUUCUGCCAAUCACUAUGAUGGCCAGAUAUUUACACCGCCUUAUCUCCUGACAGACGAUGGGAAACUGCGCUCCCGACCAGAGGUCAUCUCACGAGUGCCAGGUCAAAUGAAUAUAGGCGAUGAGCUGGAUUUGACCACGAGUGUUGCGAUUCGUUCCGCCUCCUUAAUUCGCAUCGGUAGUGCAACUCACACAGUCAACACUGACCAGCGCCGCGUACCGUUACUUUUGAGAAAAGAUCAUCUACGCAGGAAUCGAUAUUUGACCUCUCCUCCAGCCGAUCCUGGUAUCCUCAUUCCCGGAUACUGGAUGUUGUUCGUCAUAGAUGAGCAUGGAACACCUAGUAUUGCGCAGACUAUCUUUAUUACCACGGAGAAAACAACUGGUUCAAGAAAAGAAACGCAGAGCCAAUGGGGAUUUCUUGAAUCCUACUGGCGAGGUUGGAAACCAGCACUGAUCGCCCAAUUUUCUCGCCCAAGUCGAGAAUUGGUCUAA
Botrytis byssoidea is the source of this 2178-nucleotide messenger RNA. RefSeq lists its product as uncharacterized. The transcript has a single exon. Gene Ontology annotation, molecular function: protein binding. The record is from RefSeq and is a predicted model, not a curated record. Lineage: Eukaryota; Fungi; Ascomycota; Leotiomycetes; Helotiales; Sclerotiniaceae. The coding region runs from base 1 to 2178 and encodes 725 amino acids.